GAUGCAGCUCGCAUUCCUCGAUCACCUAAUCCGUUUUGAUGAUGCGAAAUGUCUCUGAAUCUGAUCACAACAUGGUGAUGCUUGUCUGAAACUCACCUUGCGUCAUUAUUAAUAAACAUUAUCCUGCAGUGCGGAGCGAGAUGGACCCGAGCAGGAGGAGCGAGAGUGACUGGCAGGGGCUGAUCAACGAGUUCCUCGUCUGUAAGAGGAAGUUGGAGAGCAAGAAAGAAGCGCUUCUGAUUCUGUCCAAAGAGCUGGACACCUGCCAGCAGGAGAGGGAUCAGUACAAGCUGAUGGCCAACCAGCUCCGUGAGCGACACCAAGGGCUCAAGAAGAAGUACAGGGAACUCAUUGACGGAGAUCUCUCUCUGCCGCCUGAGAAAAGGAAUCAAGUGAACUUAGCCCAGCUACUGAGAGACUCCAGAGAGAAGAGCAGUCAGCUUUCUGAGGAGGUGAAGGAACUGAAACAACGACUGGUGGAAGCUCAAGGUGAUAACAAGCUCCUGCGAAUGACCAUCACCAAACAGAGGCUGGGAGACGAGGAGGUCGGCGCUCGACACUUUCCUGCUCAUGAACGAGAGGAUCUGGUCAAACAGUUAGAAAGAGCCAGAGAGCAGAACGAGGUCCUGGAGCACAGCGUGAAGUCGCUCACAGACGAGCUCCAGGACGUACGAGCGGAGCGCGACGUGUUCCAGCAGAAGGCUCAUCGCCUCAAUUUGGAAAUGAACCACAUCGUGGGCAAUGAUGAGAUACGCAUUUUAGACAUAGAUGCACUUUGCAUGGAGAACAGGUAUUUGCAUGACCGGUUCUGUCAGCUUCAAGAAGAAAUGAACCUGCUCAAAACAAACCUGGUGAAGUACAAGAGCGCCCUGGACUGUAGGAAAUCCUCUAAAAUCAAUGGGAAACCCAACAGUAGUUCUCUGACCGGGGUGCUCUCUGCUAAACAAGUGAAGGAAUUGCUACUGUCUGAAGAGAACGGCUGCAGUUUGCCCGUGACUCCUCAGUCCAUCUCCGACCUCAAGUCACUGGCCACAGCUCUGCUGGAAACCAUCCACGAGAAGAACAUGGUGAUUCAGCACCAACGCCAAAUCAACAAGAUUCUUGGAACCCGAGUAGCAGAGCUGGAGAACAAACUAAAAACAUUAGAAAUGUCUGGAUUAUGGAGCCUGCCAGGCCUGACUUAUAAUGUGUCCCUGGGAAUAUAUGGAAUAGGAGGGAAAGACACCAUCAUCCUGAACACUCAGCAGGCUGAGUUAACAGAGUCUCCUGGACAGGAAGGUGACACUGGGUCAGGACAAACAGCCGUCGACCAGCAGAGCUCCACAGACGUCCCAAUCCAAGAGAGUGGAGCACCAUCUGUGUCAACUAGUCAAGAGGAGCUUCUCGAGGAGUCGCCACCCAGCGAGGAGACCAGCCAGCCGAACCUCUCGCACCAGUCAGCUGAGGCAGAGCCGGUGAGCCCUCAGACAGAAACACCAGACGCCAGCCAAUCACAGGUCACUGCAAAUUUAACGGCUCUAACGAGUCAGCGGUCAGAAGAAGAGGAGUGUGCGAGCGACUCCUCUCCCACACGCCAUCUGUCAGACCUCUGCCACUCACAGCAGACUUUAGAGAACUCUGACCCCUCUGAUGCCGUGGGAACAAAGGAUGAGUCAGAUAAGUGCGCUGAAGGGGUGGAAACUGUUGAAACGGAGCAUAUUCAAACAGAGGAAAACAUUGAUAACACAAUAUUAACUGCUGCUGCUGCUGCUGCUACUGCUGCUGCAAGGUCUGGCGAAGAGCAGGAGGACGUACAGUCAGACCGGGACACAGAGCUGUCGGAUGGGACAGAUGUUAAUGUCAGUGAGGAAAAGUGAAGUCUUCCAUGAGCCGUUCACAUGCUGCAGAGCACCAGGAGAAAUCCUCAGAAUGAUAAGAAGGAAUGAUGCAUUUGUAAUGUGAUUUUUAUGAAUAAUGCAGAAAAAAAAACAGGAGAAAGUGACACUGUUGAGUUAUGAUUGACAGCUGGUGUGUUGAUAAUCUGUUACUUACUGUAAAUCCAAGAAAUAUGGAGGAUUUUAAAGUAAGUAAAAGUAGUAGGAAUGACUCAUCACUAACCUCAGAAAAACCUUAGUGUUAAUUGACAACUGUCAGCGACUCAUUAUCUAAUUUGUUCCUUUACUUGAUCCAUUUUGAGAGUCUUGAAUUCAUACAUGGCCCAAAGAAUGUCAAACCCUGAACAUAACCGCCAACAACAGUAGGCAAGUUGAGAGGGAACGAGUGGGUAACCCCUUGUAACAUGACCAAAACACGGUGCGGUCGUGGUCCGACCUGCAACCCAGAUGUGGUUGUUGAACAGUGUUAUGCUGUUAUAAAACCCUGCACUCCACUUAGGAUUGUUUUCCCACAGAAUCUUGCAACAGGUUUUGGCACAGAGUUGCAACUAUUCCGCCUGAAGAGCAUUAGUGCGGCUGCGGCCUGAUUCACAAUCCAAUUAAUCCAAAUGUAAUCCAGGUGUUUUGAGUGCAGACACCAUUUUCACUUAUUCCCAAACUCUUGGCACAAAGUUUGAAGCUUUACAUAAUGUUAAUGUUACAUAAUGUAUCAGAGGGAGGGAAACUGUGAUUUAUGGUGAUAAAAAGUGGCAAAAAAAUGUGGAAUGAUUUCGAUUUUUCUGCCUUUGACGCACAAAACUUCCAUCUUUGAUCAUUUGCUUUAGUCGUGGGAACUCUCGCUUUGACUGAGAAUUGUACUCAGCAGUGAAGGAGAAUAAAAUCAGCUGUUAACUCUGGUCAAACACUGAUUUAGGGUUUCACAUAGAACUCAAAAUGAAGACCAUGCACAGAAAGACACAGUCUCCUUUAUCUUUCUACCUCCGUCCACACUUCCCCCUCCACGCUGAAGUACUCCACUGUAUCUUUUUGAUCAGUACAUCCAAAAACAGACAUCCAGCUGUGAUGAAUGUUUUUUAGCCAAGCAGCAGCUUUAUUUUAUUUCCUCAAACACAGUACAGACAUUUCCAGUUUCAUCUCUUAUAUUGUUGUAAAUUUUACAAUGUGGGGCAUUUUGCUUUUUUUGCUAAACACCCUUACACCAGCUUUUUAUUUUAACAAUGAAAACAAUAUCAAAGCUAUAGAAAAUGCUGCAUGAUAAUAUACUAUUUAUUUAUUUUAAUUAAACCUUGCUCUUAUUUAAUCCCACAACAGGUGUCUUCAAAGCACAUAUUUGAAGAUUUACAAGAAUCUGAACAGAUGUCUUAUUACAGAGUACACUUACAGAGUUUAUAAGUCUCUAACACAAUGAAGGCACAACAUGUAGAUUACCAGAACUGAUGUCUUGUUUGUGUUUUUGUGGUGGAAAGAUAUUAUUACCUCACCAGAUAGAAAUGACAUAGAGCCAUAUGUGUGCAAAACAAAUGUAAAAAAUGGAUUUAUUUCUGCAAAAUAAAAGGUUUUCAACUA
Epinephelus lanceolatus (giant grouper) is the source of this 3440-nucleotide messenger RNA. RefSeq names its product coiled-coil domain-containing protein 149-like. The record is from RefSeq and is a predicted model, not a curated record. Lineage: Eukaryota; Metazoa; Chordata; Actinopteri; Perciformes; Serranidae.